Saccostrea cuccullata (small rock oyster) is the source of this 1817-nucleotide messenger RNA. RefSeq names its product lysosomal Pro-X carboxypeptidase-like. Gene Ontology annotation, biological process: proteolysis. The transcript is spliced from 9 exons. The coding region runs from base 273 to 1424 and encodes 383 amino acids. The record is from RefSeq and is a predicted model, not a curated record. Gene Ontology annotation, molecular function: serine-type exopeptidase activity; dipeptidyl-peptidase activity. Lineage: Eukaryota; Metazoa; Mollusca; Bivalvia; Ostreida; Ostreidae.
UUGUUCUUAUUUGUUGUGCAUGUGUUGUCAACUGUAUACUUAUAAAGACGAACAACAUUCAGAAGGAGGUUUUUAGAUCAUACAAAGGGGACUAUAACUACAAAACAAAGUACUUCACGCAAAAGGUUGAUCAUUUUGGUUUUGUAAACAAAGACACAUACCAGCAAAGAUACCUUAUAGCAGACCAAUUUUGGGACAAAAAUGGAGGACCAAUUUUCUUCUACACAGGGAAUGAGGGGGACAUUACAUUGUUCUGCAAUAAUACAGGUUUUAUGUGGGACAUUGCACCAGAAUUUAAAGCCAUUAUCAUAUUUGCUGAGCACAGAUAUUAUGGUACAUCUAUUCCUUAUGGACCAUCUGCUUUUAAGGACCCAGCCAAAAUGAACUAUCUGACUUCAGAGCAGGCCCUGGCAGAUUAUGCUGUUCUCAUCCAGCACCUUAAGUCUACCAUACCAGGGUCCGCAAACAGCAAAGUGAUAGCAUUCGGAGGAUCCUAUGGGGGGAUGCUAGCAGCAUGGUUUAGAAUGAAGUAUCCUAAUGUUGUUCAAGGGUCUAUAGCUGCCUCAGCCCCUAUUUGGACCUUCUUGGCAGAUGCUGAUUGUGACGCCUUUGAUUACACGGUCACUGAAACCUUCAGGAAAUCUUCUCAAGCUUGUGUAGACAAUUUCAGAGCUUUAUGGAAAACACUGGACACCUCAGCUUCACAAACUGCUGGUCUCUCCAAACUAACAGAGAUGUUUCACCUGUGUAGACCUCUGAAGAGUGUGGAUGAAGUGGGGGCUCUGAAGGGAUGGAUUCAGUCGGCCCUUGUAUAUCUGGCCAUGGUGGAUUAUCCGUAUCCCUCCAGCUUUCUGGCUCCCCUACCAGCAUGGCCUGUCACGGCAGCCUGCCAUCCUAUGUCUACUCCACUGAGUGGGGACAAUUUGAUCCGGGGUGCAGUGAAAGCUAUGAAUGUUUACUUUAACUAUACAGGGACCACACCUUGUUUUGAUAUCACAGGUCAAGCCACUCCUAAUCUCGGAACCUCAGGGUGGGACUACCAGUCCUGCACAGAAAUGGUGGCCCCUAGUUGCUCUAAUGGUAAGACGGACAUGUUUGAGAAAUCUGCCUGGGACUUCAAUGCGUACACUAAGGGUUGUCUCAAAAACUGGAAAGUAAAGCCAGACAUUAACUGGUUGGAAACACAAUACUGGGGCAGAAACUUGUCUUCUACAUCCAAUAUCAUAUUUAGCAAUGGUCUGUUGGAUCCCUGGUCCUCCGGAGGAGUUCUAAAAUCUCAGUCUGAAUCUGUUGUUGCCAUAGUGAUCCCUAACGGAGCUCAUCAUCUCGAUCUGCGAGGUUCAAAUAAAGCUGACACUCCAGACGUUAUCUCGGCUCGAAACACAGAAAAAAAGUACAUCGCCAGCUGGAUCAAAUCGCCAUAAAAGUUCAUCUCAUGGAGGAGCUUUCUCAAGUUAUCUACCUUUGAUCUUCCAAUAAAUUUGCAUAAUACCGUGCUUAGUGGAGGACAUGAUUACAAGUAGAGAAAUUAUUUUCUUGUUAUUAUCUAGUGGAAAAUGGAUUUACAUGUACAUAUUUACCAGGUUUUGACAUUGUGCAUUUCACAAAUGUUUAACUUAGCAUUUUUAAUGGGAUUUUUAUAAAAAUAAUUUAUUACAUAUUUAGAUUUAAGGUCACUGCUAGUGUUUGUUAUUUUGUGAACAUUCCUUAAGCAUAUACAUAUUUCUUAGAAUAUUAGUAUGCAUAUUUUACAAUCUACUUCAAAAUGAUGUGCAAUGAUUUGAAUAUACAUUUUACAUGUACUUCAUGAAUCAGAG